Messenger RNA from Cydia amplana, 2609 nucleotides. It is a transcript of the gene gbb, whose product is annotated as protein 60A-like. The transcript is spliced from 8 exons. Gene Ontology annotation, biological process: cell surface receptor signaling pathway. NCBI's taxonomy places the organism in Eukaryota, Metazoa, Arthropoda, Insecta, Lepidoptera, Tortricidae. The coding region runs from base 379 to 2544 and encodes 721 amino acids. Gene Ontology annotation, molecular function: growth factor activity; cytokine activity; transmembrane signaling receptor activity. The record is from RefSeq and is a predicted model, not a curated record. Gene Ontology annotation, cellular component: extracellular region; membrane.
UGUCGAUGAAUAAUUUGAUUUAGUGCCGUCAAAAAUUGCUCAGUCCAUUGUUAUUCGCUUCCCCGAACCGCGUGGUUUUUGUUAAGUUUGAAAGCACAAAAGCGGUGGGUGUUUUGCGAGGCAGACACGAAAAGGUCGGUCGCGCUGUUAGUUCAAGGGCGUAACAGCCUCCAGUGUUGGUCAGAGGCAUCCCGCCGACACUGCUCCGGGCCACUCCAGUUUACGCCGCCGCCGCCGCCGUGCCGCGCUCGCAACGCGUCGCUCCUCGCCCGGCAAACUCGAUUUAUAAUAUAAACAAUGCCCACGAAUACGAUCGACACCAACCACCUGUUGUGAACUAUAUUCUUUAAAAUAUUUUUAAGGAUUGCAGACACAAAAAUGUGGCUCUCCAUUAUGUGUUUAUACGCAUUAAUAAGUGCAAAACCUGUUUCAAGUGAAUUAACGCUAUUUCAUAAGUGUUGUCCUGAGAAUCAAAGCCUCGUGAAAAUUACUAAUGUAAAUGAAUCUUCAAUUUUCCAGUGUGAAAGUCGUGAAUCCACUAAUUUAAAAUAUGAAAUAUCUACCUCACCAUUAAUUAUCUCUGAUGAUAUAGAAGUAAGUUACGGCAUGCCUGCUGAAUGUGAAGAAGAAGAUAUAGAGGAACUUAAAACGGAGGGCAUGGUAGUGUCAACUUCCCAAAACAAUUCAUGUUAUGAUAGAAUAGUUUUAGAAAUACGAGAUGGCGAAUUAAUAAGCAACAUUCCAAAAACAGUACUUUUAAAAUGUAAUUUUAAUGAAACUGAAAACACGACAGAAUCUGUGUUACAUAUCGACCGCAUUAGAAAAUGUUGUCCAGAAAAUCAUGCUUAUGACACCAUCAAUAAUGUUUGUACACGUAUUAAUGAAGAUAUUGAUGAGAAAUGGUUAGUAAGAGAAAUUAAAAGCGCAGACCCUCGUAUUUUUGAAGUUGACACUGGAAUUCACUGUAAAAUGACACAGUUUUCGAUAGACUUGAUGUCUGAAGAAUUUUCUUUGCAUAUUUAUGGCAGCAGUCUGUUUGCUUUAAGAAAAACGAUGACCAAAGAACAACGUGUAGGAGAAGGAGAAUGGUGUAUGGAUCGUAGAAAAGAUAACACUGGUUUAGUUGCUAGAGUUUGUGCUAACGAUGCAACGCUCUUCGGGGCAUACCCUAUCAGAAAGUGUUGUCCAGUAGGCGAGCACUAUAAAGUCCGAGACUGCAAAUCUACGAGGAGCGAAUGUGUGCCUAAUACCGAUCACGCAAUAACAUUCAAUAUGUCAAUAUAUCUGGAUCCUUUGAGAGAAGAGUAUAAAGAUUUUCCUGAUUUGCUGGGAAUUCGUACAUCCAUCUUAUGUCAGAUAGGGAAAUAUGUGACCAAUAAAGAAAAUUGGCAGGACCAGCACAGCUUGAACCUGGACGGUACUAUGCGACAAAUAGGAAACAGGGCGCAAGACAAUUAUUGCGUAGAGGAGUUCGACAGACGACACUGCCACGAUGACAACCCUAUCGAGGUCGCGGCUGUUUUUUGCUUCUUAGGGGCGGCUGAAAUUGAGAAAAACUUCUACUUGUCAUUUGUGCUGAUUACCAUAUCCGCGGUGUGCUUGGGUCUGACAUUUGUGGUGUAUGCCUCGCUGCCAGAGCUGCGCAAUCUACACGGACGCACCCUCAUCUGCCACUCCGGCACCAUGCUGCUGGCAUUCUCCUUCCUCGCCAGGGUUCAAUACGACAAGGUGGAGAACCAUCUUUGUGUCUUAUUUGGUUACAUGAUCUACUUCGGCUUCGUGGCUGCGUUCGCUUGGCUAAACGUCAUGUGUUUGGACAUCUGGUGGACAUUUGGGAAUGUCCGCACCGUGCAUCCACUGCGUAAGUCCGGAGCGGACCGUCGCCGGUUCCUAUGGUAUUCCUUGUAUGCGUGGAGCUUCGCUAUCGUUCUGACGCUGACCAUGUUCCUGCUGGACAAGUAUCCCGUGGCUGGAGUCUUGGAUGCGGACAUCGGACGGCACUUUUGCUGGUUUGGGACAAUACAAAAUUCUAACUCGGACUGGCCACACUACAUUUUCUUCGUGAUCCCUAUGGGUCUGGUGACGUGCAUAAACUUCGUGCUGUGGGUGCUGACGGCGCGACACUGCGCGCGCGUCAGGUCCGAGGUGCAUCGGCUGCAGGCGGGCUCCGUCGGCGACCGCGCCAAGCGCCGUUUUCGCGAUGAUAGAGCCAAAUACAUAUUGACUGGAAAACUGUGGGUUGUGAUGGGCGCCGGCUGGUUGGUCGAGAUGCUGUCAACCCUAACCACGAACCCGAGGUGGUUAUGGGAAAUCAUCGAUCAUAUUAAUGAGCUCCAGGGAGUCUUCAUAUUCUUCAUCCUCAUCAUGAAGCCGAAGCUUUAUUAUUUGAUCAGGAAGAGAUUAGGACUGGAGAAACCCGCCGCGUUGAAAAACGGCACCUCGUCUUCCGGUCGCACGUCUUCCACCUUCCUCUCACGGACCAUCAGCACUGAUGAGCGCACUAACUUGAGGACUUCACUGCCCGAAUGUGCUAAAAAAGCCUAGUUUGCCACACUCACCGAUGUGUAAAUUAUGAACAUAAGUAUUUUUGCGCAUAUUAACUUGACUGC